UUGUUGAAGUUGGUGAAAAUGGGGAAGAAACAGCAUCAGAAAGACAAACUGUAAGUUAGAACCAUUAAGGAAACUCGGGAACUAUAUUUCAAUAGGAAAUUAAAAGAAAUAUUUGGUUUUUAUCUCAAGAUACUUGACUAACAAGGAGUGGAAAGAGGAGUGGGGAGGAAAAAAGGCUGGUGAGUUUUCCGUAUGUUCUAAUUCUUUUUUGAAAUUUCUGCACCACAAAACAUGGCACUAUCUUUAAUGCACUUCAUUAACUACGAGCAAUACUUAAAGUUAUAGAAAAUUGCGUUUGAUUUGGUUGUGUUCUUCUCAUUCUUAGAUGAUAAUUUGUAGAAAAUGAUGUGAAACGAGGUACUCCCUACCUCAAUUCACUUCCAUUCAAUCUCCCCUAAACAACAACAACAAAAGAUUAACAGCUAGAGGUGAUAAGGCUAUCAGCAAGUUUAUUUGAUGGCCAUGUUGUAAUUGAAGGUGACAUAUGACAUGAAAUGUGACCACUUACAUUUACACUUACAUAGAAUUAUCUUCACUCACAUUAGACUCCUAAAAAGUAAAAAAAAACCUAUGUACUGAAGCUGUCAGUUGGGCUUACUUUUAGCUCUUUAGAUUUCUGCAGCACGGCUUUAUAUCCCAGCCUCAUUUACAACUUCUGCACAAGUGUUAAUACUGCUCAAUAAACCAUAGGGAGUUUAAGAUACCGGUACAUUCAUCACUAUAGGGACAGCAAAGGGAAUGUCAAAAAAGCAAUAGGUUUAAUUAGCAAAACAACAACUCUGCAUCAGCAUCACACUUUAAGAUAUAUUUCUUUGCUUUCACUGGACAAUUAUGACGUGAAAUUGACUUAUGUCUUGCUUUAUGGAGAAUGUAAACAAACUAUGACAAAGUUUUCUUUUUUUCUUUUUCCUGAACUUGAUGGAUAUGGUUCUUAGAAAUUCAAAUAGAGAGGAGUUCUCCCACCCUAGAGCACUGUACAGGUGACAAAGUGUGCAAGUUGAAAUAAUAGCGAUGAAAAUCGAAAGAGCUUGAAUUCACAAUAAUUAUUUUGCUUACUAUUAAAUUCAGCAAACAUUGAUUGACAAAUUCAAAAUUUGGGAUUGUAUCAUUCAACAUUGAUAACAGCAAAUUCUUGCCCUGUUGUAAUGAUCUUGAUCUCAUAAUUCAAUACUUAGAUGUUCCUCAGAAAGCAAGUUUUAGAAGAUUACCAUUUCAUUGCUGCAGGUUUGUUUGCUUGAUCUAUGAGAAUUUCUGUAGGAGUGUAUGGUAGAACCUGAACAUAACAAACCAUUUACAGUGUAAUUAUAAUGAAGUCCUCAGUAAAUAAUGAAUAAAAUUGGCACAGGGAAACAAAGGAAACUGAGAAUCAAACCUGGAGGAAUACUGUUGGGGUUCAAACAUUUUAUUCUGUGUUGUUUUUUUCCUGCUUUUAGUCUUUCUCUGCAGCCAUUUGAGCACCCUCUCUGCACUAAGGAUGGAAUCAUAUUUGAUUUAUUGUAAGUGUUUCAUGUUAGCACAAUCUAGCUUCCACACACAAAUAAUUCACCGUUUUUGUUUUCUACAUGUUAAAUCUUCUUUUCAGCUACGGUAGUAUUCACCCUGUGAGCAGGGGGCGGAAUGUAGCUCUUUACAAGGCCUCACAGGAUUGGCUGUGAAAACAAUAGACAUAGAAAUAUAACAAUGACUCUACCCCUAAAACAAUGGAGCUGCAUGUUAUGGAGAACCAUUAUGAAAUUAGAGGUUUUUAGGAGCUGUGUACUAUCCCAUUAGCAGAGCUUCCUUUUGUCUUCCUGUCUAUCAAGGAGGAGAAAAGGAGCAAAGCUGUGCUCUAAGGAAAAUUGAAGGGAGCCCAGUGAUCUGAACCUGUAAAAUCUAGGGUGUCCAGCAUAUAGAUUCUAUGAAAAAACUGAGAUUUAUUAGUCGUUCGAGAGCAGAAGUUAGGUGCCAGGAGGUCCUUGGGCUCUGGUAGAGCACAGCCCUGAGGAGGCUCUCAGUCUACCUGAGUCAUGUCAAGCCUUUGUAGUUACCACAGCCUGAACUUCAGGAUUAGUCAAUCUUGUUUUCUCUGAUCUAACUGGUUGCUCAAGUGCAAGCAUCCAUUUAUUGAUGAACAAGUGGUCAUAUAUGUAACUAAGCCCACCAUACCAAGCAAAUGGGUAUAAGGCCUGGGUUUGAAACUGUAUCAUGGAAACAUGCAGCACAUGCCUAGCAGAGGUCUUACUUGAUAUAUGCAGAGUCUUUCUCAAGUACACCAAAAUUAUUGUUAUCAAGCAAGUGAAAGAAAGGCUGUCACUGGCAGUGUGCACAGUAUCCUGUUAUUGCAAAGAUUUUCUUUCUAAAGAAAAAAUGCAACUAAUUUUCAUCCACUAGCACGUGCAUUGAUUUUGCCUUUAGUUAACAAAUGACAGACAGUAGAAACCUAAUAUCUAAGUAUUUAAGUGAAGAAACUGUCCAAGAAAAAUACUUGGUGUGUUUUUCUAACACUUCUGUAGAAUGAUCUGUGCAUGAAUUAUGAUGCAUGUUUGCAAGUAUAUCAUUUUUUUCCUUUGUCAGAAACAUUGUUCCCUAUCUCAAGAAAUAUGCCAAAAAUCCAGUAACAGGAGAGGUUUGUACUGAAAUAUAUAGCAUCCAGUUAAACGCCUACUAAAGGCCACCCUUCUCGUAAUGGCCACAUUUUUUAGCUCCUGAGAUGCUUCAUAACAGCCAACUCUCCACAGCAGCAACAGCCACUCAAGUACAUCCCAACUACUAACAAAAGUUACAUGUACAGUGUAAGCUCUCCAUAGCAGCCAUUUAUCAUGCUCUACUCACUUUGUUUUGUUAACAUCAUUGUUCUGAACCAUUUGUUUCUGUGUUUGGCAUUUGUUUUACAAUCACAGAGUGUGCUAGACUUUAUUCUUCUUAGAGCUUGUAUUAAGAGGACCUCUAUUAAACGGUCACCCUCAAUUAAGCAGUCACUUACUAAAGUCCCGGAAAUCAUUUCCCUUAAUAAAUAGUGUAAAACUGACCUGAAUUAAGCAGUCACCUGUAUUAAGUGGUCACGGGCACCUUUUGCGAGGUCCUAAAGAGUUAUUUGAGAAGAAGUACCAGACUAGUGCAACUGUGUAUGGUGUCAAGUGGUCUCUAACAUUUUUCUUUUGGCCCAAGAAGAGUUAAAAACAUGUGGAGGUCAAAUUGUCGUGGGAUAGAUAUUUCACUCUUUGACUGCCUUCAUUUUCUUGAAUAACUCUCAUGUUUGUCAAACUUGUAUUAAAUGGUCAUCCUGUAUUAAACAGUCAGUAAGCCAUUCCCAAAGGUUGACCACUUAAUACAGAUCUGACUGUACACUGAUCAUCAGUACUAUUUUUUUUUCAUUAUUCUUUACAGCCUCUUCAGGCCAAAGAGCUGAUAAAACUGAAUUUUCAUAAAAAUGCAGAAGGUAAGUCAAUGGAAGUUGGAAUUUUGAGUACUUGUAGUAAAUAUAGUAUACUAAACCAUAUUUUUUAUUUUGAGGUGAAGGAAAAAGUAUUAAAAUGAAAUUAUUAGGGGAGUUUGUAGAAGAACGUAAAUAAUUAUGAGUGCUAAAAAUUCCAACUUCAAUUAUUACACUCAGCCCUAAUCCUGUUGUGUAUGCUGUUGGUCAAUUUGUCCUUGAUUUAAAUUCAUUUUCUUUUAUUUCAAAUUUAUUAUUGACACUACCAUGCCUAAAACAGAGAAAAAAAAUUAAAUCAAGGAUAAAAAUGAACGUUAACUUACAUGAACACUGUGAGCCUCCCUUGAACAUUAAAUUUCUGGGUGCCGCAGUACAUGAGGAGAUCCGUGGAGAAACCUGGGGUUAAGGAUCCUUUACUUUUGGCUGGGAUUGGGGACUGGGUUUAUUUUAUUAGUGGUACACAGUCUAUAGUACUGUAAUUGGAUGGUUACAUGUCCAAAGAUUUCCAUGAGCAAUAACACACAUAAAUGAGGAAGCUAAGACAUCAGGUUGACAUUUACAAGAAACUGAUUUUUACUUUAAGGUUAUAUAUUUUUCCUGUAUUUGCUUGUAUAUCAACUGGUAAUGUGACCAUAGCUUGUUUGUGACAGUCAGUGUUCAGUGGCAUUUUUCACCUAAUAUGUUAUCAAUGCAUCUGGGUAUGACCCCUGCUGGUUUAAGCGGUUUUCAGUAACAGAGCAAACUAGAGUAGGUGGUGAAACACAAAUUUUGUUUUAUCGACUGACUUGACAAAUCUAAGAAGAAUAAAUGGCUGACGUUUCAAGAGCUAGCCCUCCAGCAGUGCAUUUUAAACACUAACCCCAUGUUAGAGAGUUACGUUGUAUGAGCAGUAGCCCUCAAAUUUUUUCUCUCUAACAAAGGGCAAGGGCUUGAAUCAUAAACACCAGUCAUGCCAUCAGCUAAGUUGUUUAAACAGAAAUUUUGUGUUUUUCUUUAGAAACUUAACCCUUCAUUCAAAAAGUGGGUGGUAUAAUGUUGUGCAGUUGACAACUGCACCAUCUGUUGAUAACACUUGCUCCUUGAUUUUCAGGCCAGUUUCACUGUCCAGUAACAUUCAAAGUCUUCAAUAAUAACUCACACAUUGUUGCAAUAAAACCAACGGGAAAUGUGUUCUCUUAUGAAGUAAGUUUUUGAAAAGAUUCUCUUUGAACUCUUUAUGAACUGAGUAAAUUUCAAUAUUCAGGCAAACUCAUUUCUCUUAAUUAAUUUUUUAUUUAUCAUCAUUUAAAUGCCUGCUUGUUUUCAAUUGCAGGCAGUAGAGCAAUUAAACAUUAAGCCAAAGAACUUCAAAGACCUUCUGACAGAUGAACCUUUUACAAGAAAAGAUAUAAUAACAAUACAGGUUUGUGUUAAAGUCACAUACAUGUAGUUGUCAUUUUAGACUGCAAAAAAUGGAGGUAUAUUUUUUGAGUCAGUGAGCGCUCGAUUUUUCUAGUAUAUACUUCACGUCAGAAUUCUAUGAUUGCAUUGAACUUAUUACAGAGCACUCUUUAUACAUGUAACUCAUUUUCACAGCCUUCUUUCGCAGGCAUUUUCUGACCUGUCUGCCUUGUCCCAUAUGCCCCCUACCUUACCUCUUGUAACCCAUGGACCACAACCUGAGCAAGAUUUAGUACUUACAGCUGUACAUGCCCCUUAAAAAUCCAUAUACUGAAAGCUAUUCUUUUUUUGCACAUGUACACUGUACACUUGGUUGUAAUUAUUCUACCUGCAGCUACUGGUAGCUUCCCAUAAGGUAACUGUAGGCACUUAAGCCUGAAGUUCAAAAGCCAACUGAUGAUUGCGUUUUUCACUGCCAUCAAUCAUCUUAAGAGACCUCUUAGGAAACAAAACUUUACUUUAACUGGCUCAAAAGGUCAUUGUUAAUGAAUUGUGAUUGGUGGAUUUCGAUCCAUUUUGUGUGUUUCUGUGUUUCAAGGUUCUUUUCUUGUGAUCAUAAUUAUGAUUGACAACAUUGAAAAACGCAAUUGUGAGGGCAGCUUUUGAGCUUUAGAGUUCGCAUGUUUGUGAAUAGUGCAGUAAUAAAAAUGAUAAUAACAAUUUAGAGAUAGCACAUCCACUUAGCGGUUCUUCAUCUACCUUAUUGGUGGUCAAAUUGGAAUUUGGAAAACCAGAGUACCCCGAGGAAAACCUUGCAGAGCAAGGGAGAGAACCAACAACAAACUCAACCCAAAUAUGGCAUCAAAAGCCAGGAUUUGAACCCGGGCCACAUUGGUGGGAGGCAAGUGCUCUCACAACUGCACCACCCUUACUCUCCAAAUUUUUUUUUUUUUAUCUUUGUCUCUCCUUAACAGGAUCCAACAAGUCUUGAUAAGUUUAAUCUGUCAAAUUUCCAUCAUCUAAAGAACAAUCUGAAAGUAGUAAAUGAAGGUUGGUUAAAUCAUGAUUUCAAUAGUAAUUUUAUUUUUGUUUGUCUUCUAUUACAUGCAUUUCUUUGUACAGGUUUAGUGAGUGAAGGCAAUGUGGCUAGAAAGUCCUGAGUAUGAGUGUUACCGUUGGGAGGUUUUUUGGAAGGAAAAACAAAAUAUUAGUGAGUUUACGCAACAGGAUGGCACAAAGAAAAGGACAGCAAAACGCUUGAGUGUGACAAAAGUGAAAGGGCUAUUACUUGCAUGUUUAGUCAGGAAUUCACUUAACAUGCAUAUUUUUGGCUCCUCUACAAAAAGAUGUGUUCAAAGGAAUGUGAAGUUUGGCGGAAGGUUUUUUCAAACAAAAUUUGCCAUCAUCUUUCUUUGUCUGUUCUGUUGCAUAAGUUCACUAUUAUCAGGUCAAUGUAGACCUCAAAACCACACAUGAUGAUGUUGACCAUAGCUUGAUAGCCUCUGCAACAACUGUAUCUUUCAAUAAUUGAAAUUAUUGAAUUUACUGGACCCUAAGUCAGGUACAUUUGCAUCACAGCAUUGCAAUACUACUUAGAUAUACCUGCCAAAGUAAGAAUAAUCAUACAAUAAAUACUUUAUAGCAUGUUUUUACAUGUUUCUGCCAUAUUAUUUAUUAUUUUGAUUGUAUUUUCUUUUUCAGAGGAGGAAAAAGCUAAGAAAGACCCAAAGUAUUAUUUGAACAGAGCUAACAAAGACACAUUAGGUAUUUUAAGUGAGCUGGAGAAAACCUACAAAGAACCAGUAAGUUAUGACUGUAUUUUGUAUUUUUUAAUAAGAAAUUAAUCUUUAAUGAUAAUGAGGAGGCCUGAAUAUCACAAAAAUGGGGUCGCGGUAGCUUAAGGGAGGUGGUCAUUUACUAGAGGUUUCAACUGUAAGGUUUUGACUGGGAAUACUUAGGUGUUUUGGAUAGGUGGUCGCUUAUGGGAGGUGGUAUCCUAUGAGAGGUGGCGCAAUAAAUUUAUCAGAGGUUCAACUGCAUAAUGUCACCGUGGUCAAAAAGAGGUAGAAUGAAAGUAAUGUCAGUACUUAAUAGUAGGCAGGACUUGAUGCACCACAAGAGACAGUUUUUUUUAAGGCAGUCAUUAAUAUUAAUUUGCACUUAUCACCCAAUGAUCUUUUUUGAGUCUUUCUUUAUCUUUAUCGAGGAAAUAAUCCUAGUGGUAGACAGGGCUUGAUGUACUAUGAAAGAUCUAGUUUCAUAUUUAUCUUAUGAUCCACAUAAUUAAAAGAAAAAAAAUGAAAGAUGCAGCUGUAUAAUUCACAUUUGUGACCAAAUGAUCACUUUUUUUUAUUCCCUCUCGGUCUUGUCAUUUAUUUGUAGGAGAAAAAGAGCACUGAGAAAGCUGAGUCACUCACAGAAAGGAAUGCUGUAAGUUGUCUCUCUAACAUCAGUUAUAUCAUGUAUCUUAAAAUAGUCAAACCUUUCCUUACGAUGAUAAUAUCAUCACAAGGAAAGGUUUAUCUUCAGUUAGUAAAAUCCAACUAGUGCUCUAUUAUCAAUGCUGCAUUCUGAUUGGUUGAGCUACUACUAGGCUAUAUGUUAUAGCCUACUAGUAGUGAAAAGAGUCGGAUUUUUGGCCACAAAAAAAUGAUUAAAGUCUUGCUUUAAGUUGUUUUGUCUCGAUAUUUUUGAGCAACCAGUUGGAUUUUACUAGAAUAAUUAUUAUUGCUCGCAUCCUCAUGCCCUCUGAGUCAAUAGCCCAUAAUUACUGUUAAUAAUACAUUAUACCUCACUUUUUAAUACAAGUUGUUGGUUUGGUUCCAUUGAUGCCAAACUUCAUACAAUCCCUUCUUCUAUAACAUGGAUACCUCCUGAAUGACAAAAUGUGGACACUUGACACUAAUCUUUUGAUGCCUUUUUUAUAAGAAGGGUUGAUUGUACUAUGAUAUUACAGAAGACACGAUAGCCACCCCCCAUAAAAGGAUAACUCCUUGGAAAAUUUCAGUUAUGUUUUAACGUAAAACACUGCCUUUAGGGACCCUUUUUCCCACUGAAAUUUCCAAUGAUCUGUCUUGAGAAGAAUAUAGCUAUUUUGUGGAACCACACAUCACUUCUUUACUUCAUAGCUUGUUUUGACAAGUGUUGAGAUGAAGUUCUGGUUGUUUUCUUCAUCAAUACAGGCUCAUUAUUCUACUGGAGCUGUUGCUAGUUCAUUUACAUCCACAGCUCAAGUUCCUGUUACACAACAGGAGGCAGGUAUGAAAAGCCCUGCAUUGGAACAACUACAGCAACUGUAUAUGUUGUAGUUAACUUUCUAUCUCAAGUAAUUUUUUUGUUGUUGUUUUAACUUCAUUAGCAUACAUCACCAUACCCAAAAACAAAAGAAAAACAAAAUUAAUAUUACCUGAGAUAAGAAAUUGACUACAACAUAUAUAUAUUUAGGUGUUGAUUGCUAGGAAUCAAAAUAAUGCUUCUUGAUUCCUGUCUCUUUCAAUUUUUUGAAAUCAAAAUUCUUUUAGUUUAAAUCUGUCCACCAGAUACUGAUGUUCAAUAGGUGAGAGGACCAAACUGCAAUGGAGUUCCCCUUGUUACCCCUUUGUUCCCAGCAAGAACUCUUCCAUUGAUGUUAUUAAAUGAAAUUAAUCCAUUUAAUAUCAAUUUUGUGGUUUGUUCUUUUAAGCUGUUAUUGAUCAGGAUGUUGUCAGGUACCGAGAAGUUAAGAAGAAAGGUUAGUAGUCUUUCACUUUGUGCAGAAGUGUUGCACAGUUAUGUAACUUCCUUGUAUAACCCUAAGUUAUACAAAUAUUUUCUGAAAAGCAAAGAAAUGCAAGGUAUUAUGUUUGAAAUAAUACUUUUUGAGCAAAAAUGUGCACAGAAAACAGUCCACAUAAUUGGGGUAAUGUGAUACUCUGGACCCAGUUCCUGAAGGGCCGUCUUAGCACUAAUCAAGGAUUCAAAUUGUGUUCCACUUUCUGUAUUUACCUACCUAUGCGUUGCUUAGAGUAACAUUUUGUAUUGUCAUUACUGUAUCUCAGAGUAAAGGCUCAACAGCAUUUUGUAAGCUUAAGUUCCAAGUUCUUAGACAAGAAAACCAUGCUUAAAGUUUGGAUUAAUCUUAGAUUAAACUUAACCAUCUCUCGAUGAAGCGGCCCCAGUACUUUAAAGCACUGUAAUGUUCUGCAAAACAAGAAAAGGAUACAAAAUUGGUUUUGCUGUUUGUGAAAUGAUUUCAUUUAAAGUCCUUUUGAGGAGAGGCUAGGCAACAGGAAUUUUGAUUGGCACAUUUCACUUGCCAGGCCUAAAAAUUAUGUUUCCUGUUCAGGUUAUGUGAGAUUGCAAACCAGUCAUGGUGACUUGAACUUGGAGCUUCACUGCGAAAUGGUAAGAGAUUAGUGUCACACUUCUAUAUUAUAUUACUGGCUCUGCAAGCGGGCAAGGUGACAUGAAUUUUUCUGUUCUGAUUAUCUACAUGCACAAAGUUGCCUCAGGAAUGCCUUCUACUAUUUAAGUAGAGCAUUAAUUUCCCCAACCGCAAUUUCCAUCAUUUUGGCUCCAAAUUCUUGAUACUUUUUUGAUGUUCUUGACACCUAAGAAAGGUGAGAAUUUUAUCUGGGUGGAGAUCUGCCAGAAUCAGUGAAACUGUAAAGAAGCUUCAAAGUGGUGCUAGAUAUCUUUGCUUGACCCCCUUCGUAGGUUUAGGGAAAGUACCACGUGACAAACAAAGUUCAUGGUAAUUUCCAAGACCUUAAUUUCAUGGAGCAUUAAUUUCCUGUAAUAAGGUAAAUAUCUCUAUUGGUCAUGAUUAGAUUAAAUCCUUUACCAAGCUUGCUCCAUUCAGUAGCUAGAUAUUGUAAAAAAAAUCCUCAUCAACCAUUGGAAUUCGGUCUAGAUAGAGGCUCCUUACAACAAACUACAGUCAUUUGACAAUGUUGACUGAUACCUUGGUUGACACCCCUAUGAGACCCAAGAUCCACAAAGUGUUGGUAAAACUGUUUAAAAGAUGUGUUGGCAGUUUUUAUUUGCCUUGUCUAGGUUUCCAAAACAUGUGAGAAUUUUAUCAAGCUUUGCAGUAGAGGCUACUAUGACAACACAAGUGAGUCAGUUUAAAAUGUAAUGAUUUUAUCAUUACUACUAUUAGCAGUAGUAGUAGUAGUAGUAGUGGUAGUAGUAGUAGUAUUUGAUUUGUUUGUUUUUAAAGAACACUGCUUAUGAUUUGAUCUAAUAUUGUUUUCUUUUUUUCUGUUUUAGUUUUUCAUCGAUCCAUCAGGAAUUUUAUGGUAAGUACAGAGCUAAGUCACAUACAUGUAGUUGAUCAACGAGUAAUGGGUCUUGAGCAAAGGCGCCAGUAAAGUUAGAGCAUUUGAUUGAGAAUACAUGGAAUAAAUGCUAAAACUCAUUUGUUUUCUCCUUCAUUGCUUGAUAAAAAUCCUGAAAUUUGGUGGAUUUCAAUAGGUAAGGUGAAUGUAGCACUCCAAUGGUCCAAAAAUUUGGGAUUGAAGAGAUUUGUCACAAAUAUCUGCCUAUCAAUUGAACACACCCUUAAGUGAUGAUUGGGUAUACCCGGGUUGCAGAUGUAAUCUAGCCCUGAUUAGUAACAUGUGUAAGCAACAGCGAUAUUUUCGUUCUGGUUCCCCAAUGGACUCAACAAUUAUCGGAAAUGUGUUUUGAGUUUCCCUUCAACCUGAUUGGCAAAUUGACUGUCACUUUUUCAACAGGCCAAUCAUGGUGUGUACUCAAAUCAUGGUACACAGGUGGAGGCCAAGAACAAAUAUUUCAGUGCCGUUUAGUUCUGUCUGUGGUGCCAGUUAGAUUGGUUGGUCCCCAGUCAUCACUUGCCCUUGUGACUUACUUAACCUGUCUGUCAUCAGUGAAUCUCAAAAAGAGAACUUGUAUUAAGGCUUUUAGCUACUAGCCUAUUUAAAGGGAGUGGGAAUGUGCAUUCUUGUACAAUCUGUGAAAUUGCAUUCCUGGUAGGUGGCCCUUGAAAAUCGAAUAUGGUCCUUGAAAAGUCCUUUAAAGUGGUUGCAAUUUUUUGUAUGAACCUGUGAAGUCUAAUUUCCCUUUACUCACAGUUUUGAAUAUAGUAUAGAGUUGAACACAGUAUAUUUACCCUUAUUCAAUGUUUCCUGUCUGUUGUCGGUAGAUUCAAGGUGGGGAUCCAACUGGUACUGGAACAGGUACAGAUAAAGAAUUUCCCGGAUUUAUGCAUUGUGGGAUGAGUUUGCAAUAAUACGUUAAGAGUGCAUGUAUUAUAUGGAAAUAGUAAUGUUGUUGUUGCACCUGUUCCGGUUUGUUUGUAAGCAGCCCACCCACACUGGCCUGCUUUUAUUCUAGAAAGAUAUCAGCGCUGGAGAUUGCAGCUGUUGUCUUUUAGAAUUCCACUGUCACCCAUCCUUGGAAUGAGCGCAAACAUCCUUGCAGCCUUCUAUAUAGUCUUCUACACAGCCAUUUUGUGUCCUCACGCAACGCUCCUGCCCACAAGCGGUUCGUUUUUCGUUUCCACAGAGAACAGUUGUAGCAGACUACCUUCUCACAGCAAUAUUUAAGAAAUAAUAUGACAAUAAUGUUGAUAUAUGUAAUGAUUAAUGGAACGAGAUCAGAGGUGCUUCUUUGUCUGUUCCUUAAGUGAUCUAAUACCAACGCCAGUGUAGAGUUUUUAGCCUUUUUUCUGGUGGUGAGAUAUCUGUGGAGCAAAUUAAUUUGUUCAUUGACUAGUGUUUUCUUGUGUGUUUUCAGGAGGGGAAUCAGCGUGGGGUGCACCGUUUAAGGAUGAAUUCAAACCAAACCUUAUACAUCAAGGUGGGUGACAGAAUAACGGUCGUGCUGUGUACUUUAUUACUUCUUUGUCUUAAAAUACUUGCCAAGUGUGACAUUAGGUCUUUGCUGUAGGUGGACUUCACCUCUCAGUUUCAUUGUUAGCCUUAGAAGACAGUCGCAUUUCGCGAUGCCACCACUGGUUUCCCCGCGAAAUGACGUCUGAGAAACGAACGCAGAAAUUCCAAACUGAUGACGCUUGUUGACCACCCAGAUCUGGGUAGUGGUUCUGAUUGGUUGAAGCAAAUUUCCAACCAAUCAGAAGCACCAUCCAUCAUCAGUAUAGAAUUUCAGCGCUCAUUUCUUAGACGUCAUUUCACGAGGAAACUCCUUAGGGAUGGCGUCGCGAAAUGUCGGCUGUUUUCUCAGGCUGUGUUAGUGGGUGCAUCUCUAUCAUUUUUUCUUGCGGUUUGUAUCCCAAAUUAAGAAAAUUCAAGUUUGACGUUUUAAGACGCCUGCAUUGUCUAACAACAUAUCUGAAUCUGAAACGAUUAGAACAGUACAGAAUCUAUUAAUUUUUUCUUCAGGCAGAGGAAUUUUGAGUAUGGCAAAUUCAGGACCAAACACAAAUAAAUCACAAUUGUAAGUGUUUUCUAAAAAUCUGCAUGCGCUUGUAAUUAGUCUCCAGUUGUUGUGUCGUUGUGACCCACGAUGACUCACGGCAGUUGGAGACUGGAUACUUGUUGGCAGUCGGUACUCCCUUUAUUGGAGUCACUAGACUGCUGACAGUUGUUGAGAGCAAGUCGAUAGAGCAAGGAAAUCUUGAGGGCCCGAAAUCGUGAAUGACGUAUAAAAAUAUAGAAUGCAGUAAUUUUGUUUUAUGUUCUUGAUGACAUAUCUUAGGCGUUCGUCACGCAAUCAUUCCUCCCCUACGAGGGGAAGGAACGCGUGACGAACCCCUAAGAAAGUCUGCGUGGGAGGCUAUUGAUGACAUAGCUAAAAACACCCUAGAAGCGAGGUUAUCCUUGUCUAUAAAGCGUCCUAAUCCAUUCACUGUAAAAUUGAUAAUGUGAUCUGUUUACUUGUAGCUUCAUUACGUUUCGCUCUUGUCGCCAUUUGGAUGAAAAGCAUUCCGUGUUUGGCAGGUAACAUUUUUGAUACACAUUGUUGUGCUCAUUUGUACAUGAAGGAACUUUUCAGGACGAGUAUUGUAAAUUGUUCAGUGGCGGAUCCAGACCUUCAGAUAAGGUGGGGGAGGGGGGCGGUCUCCAAAAAAUUUUUUUUCGGCCCUUCGGGCCUCAGUUUGGUCUAAAAGUAAGGGAAAGGCGGGGCCCCCGGCCCCCAGCCCCAUCCCCUUGAUCCGCCUCUGUUGUCUUAUUUUGUUUGUGAACACUAUUGCUUAGUUUGCCGGAAAAAAAAAAAAAACAAAAGAAAAAGAAGAUGUCAAACCUUUUAACAUUGAAUUUUAUUGGCAGAUUGGUGGGUGGCCAUGAAACUUUGAACGCUAUGGAAAGAGUUGAAUGCGACGAAAAAGAUCGACCAAAGGUUAACGCAUACCGAAUUCAGUUCAAUUCUUCUUUAUUUAGAUAAAAUAAUAUAACCUCGGACAUCAUUUACUCUCGUUGUAACUCGUCUAUGCUUAAAAGUUGUUUUAUAACUGUUUUUUAGGAGGUGAUAAAGCUGAUCAAGGCAGUUGUGUUUGUGAAUCCGUUUGAAGAAGUGGACGCAAUUGUAAGUACAUGUAGUCUUGUUUCAUAUUGGUUUCGCAUUACCUCGUCUCCUCGAAUUUAAAAAUUCCUUUUGAAAUUCUUUUUUCCUUCCUACCUUCCCCUUCAUUUUCAAAAUAAUAUGUAUGAAUUGAAAUUACCGUAUUUAUUUUAAUAAGCGCCCAACCUCAAAUUAGCGCCCACUUCGAAUAAGUGCCAAUCCUAAAGGCAGAAAAAGUUAAUAAGCGCCCAGCCUCGAAUAAACGCUCAAAGGCAACGAUCCUCUUUUUCUUUUCCAUAAUUAUUGAUAAAGUCCUUUAGAAUUCAACUCUCGCCAAGAUUUGACGAAAUGAACGAGAUGAAAUGAGCGCGAUAAAGUUUGAAGUGGCGCGAACACACUUUUUAAGUGACGUUUUCGUGGCCGUCGUUGUUCCUUAAGCUCCCUAUUGACAAGAUGCUGUGGAAUACUGUUAGCAGGCUGUUGAAUCUUUUUCGUUGAGAAAUUAUUUUUCAGCAUCUAGAGAAUACAGGCAUCCCAGACCUCCUAUAUUUUCUAUCAAGAGCCCUUGUUUCUAUUUAUCCUAUAAUUUGUAUAGGAUCCUAUAAAGAGCCUAUAUUUCAAGAAAUCCUCCUAUAUUUCCUAUAAAUAGGACAUAUUCUGAUAUCUGCAUUUUGCACUGUGAAGCAAUUUUGUUGUGAAUUAACAAAAUCAAAAUUCUUUAGUAUUUUUUUAAUUUUCUUGAUUUUUUUUUUUUUGAUUUUUUUUUCCUAUAAAGAGCCUAUGUUUUGGCAGAAAAUUCCUACAUUUUCCUACAUUUUGAACUUGAACAGCCUAUUUUACAUAUCAGAAUUUCCAAAACCUGGCUGGGAUGUCUGAGAAUAGAUGUAGAAUUAAUGCCUGAGUUGUAAAGUUAAUACCCGAGUUUUGGUAGCCUGAGUAGUAGGCGCUUGGAAGUAAUGGGCGCAAGAAAGAACGGGGCGCGCGAGGGAGACACUCCUCUUGCGCCCAUUACUUCCAAGCGCCUGCUUAAACUACGCCGGCUGGAGUUUUAGUUGCUGGGUGUUUUCUUUUCGCGCCCUAGAAAUUUCCUGGAAAGCCCCAGAAUUCCCCAUCGUUUCCUCGAAGUACGAACUCUGUUUCAACUUUGUCCAGUCAUGUACUUCAUUCAGCUGAUCUGUGUGUUGAUUUUUUUUUUAGCUCGAAAAAGAGCGCGAGAAACAGGAAGAAGAACAGAAACGACAGGUAACACACCUAAUCGGUUUUAUUUCUGUUUUCUUUUACAUGAAUAAGGGUAUAUUAACAGACAACACCGGCAGCAGUGGAAAUCGUUUAUCCUUUGCUCAAGGGCAGCCAAAAAUUCAGUUUUCUUUGAUACUGACAAACAAACAGAAUUAGAUGAAGUACUGAAGAGGUUUUAUUUGAAUGCUUACACCCCUUGCCACUUUCCCCUUUAUGACAACGUUAAAUGCCCGUAAAUGAAAAUACAGACUUGUGAAGCCAGGAAGCCAUGUCAUGUGAUCGGAAGUCAACAUCUAAACAAGGUGAGAUUAUUUUCGCGUAGACUGCAAACAGUCCGUAUUUUUACGUAGGUCGAGAACGCAAGAGAACAAAAGUCCAGGAGCGAGGCCGCGAGGGUGGAAACAAAGUGUGAGGCUUUUGCGCCUCGUGCAAAAAUCUCGCGAGCGCGCCUUGAACAACAGAUUUCGAAAAAAAAAAGCGACUGUUAUGCAGUCUAAAAUCCUCGAAAACUCCUCGCGUGACACUUUUGACGGUUUCGUCUUCAGGAUGAAGAGGCAAGAAAGAAGAAAGCGGCGGCCACGCCGGCAGAAGCACCCAAAGUUUAUCGGUCAGGAGUCGGAAAGUACAUUCCAAACAAACCUGCUUCAAGGUAUCACUCGUUUACCAAACCGAUACGUUGUCAAUUAUCUCAACUUAUUAUUAGUUUUCCUAGGAAUUGGAUCUGAGUAUUUUUGGAGAUUUUAAGAGAAGUCCCCUUAAUUAUCGUCCUUUUGGUAACGACUGAUUCAGUGGUGUUUUGAGAUCUUCAAGUAUAGUAAAGGACUCACUCAUCCAGGCCCUAAUAAAAGAGGGGGGCCUGGUCUCAAAGAUAAUUUUUCUCAGCCCUGUGGGCUUCAAUUUGGCCUAAAAAUAAAGAGGAACUCCCGUGCCCCUCCUCCUAGAUCCAACAGUGUGAUUGAAGUAAGCCCGUAUUUAAAGGCCUUUCUGGCCUUGACACGCCAGGAGGUAUAGUGCUCCCCAGGAGUUUGUCGCUCACCUUUUGCCCAGUACUGGUUCUUGAAUCCUCGACUGCAAAAGAGGAUUUUGAAUCCAAACUUGUAGGCUUCUCUCAAACGUUCUGUAAUAACAGAUCUGCUUGAAUAGGAGUUAGGUCCCCGCCGUAGAACGAGAUUUAAGAAAGGUCGCUUGAAUAGAGGCCUUGGUUUUUAAGAAUAACUAAGGCUCUUUUAUUAGCCUACUUGUAAUCAGGCCUCGUUUUGUUGGAGCCAGUGGCAAGUGUGGCUAGGUUGUUUAAAGUGUUUAAUCAGAGCAUUUAUCAAACCGCUUCAACACUUACAUUCUAACCGAUCGAAAACGGCGAUGCCUUUAGAAUACAAAAUCUUGUUUAUGCUUUUUUGUUUUAUUUUCUCAAAAUUAGGGACGCUGAUAUCGCUGAGCUCGCCCCGCAAACGAGUAAGAAGAAAAUCAAGACUUCUGGUGGGUUCAAAGACUUCAGUUCAUGGUGACGUGAAAGUGAGAAUUCCCGGGGAAAACCAGGGUGGCAACGACUUUCUGGAUUGGUUCUGUUAAAGUUGACUUUACCGUUUUCUAUCCACUCACUGAAUGCUCGGUCAACAAGCCACCCGGUAUUAACCAAGGGGAUAAGGAGGUCUUAUUGGUCAGAACUGUCAGGACACUUUACGUGCUAAUCGAUCCAAGGGAAUGGAAUCUGGUGUGAGACCCAAUCUAGCACUGCAUAGCCUUGUUCACGUGACACGUGACUUGAAGUGAUUCAUAGGAAACUUAUCCAACAUGAGAGCGCUAUAACAGUUUGUAUUGUAAAAAAGACAGCUACUUUGUACAGAAUGGUGAUUCCAGUAGAUUAGGCUAUAGUAGAAGGAAUUAUUUCCCCUUCUCGUGACCAAGCUUGGAGACUGAUAGGCAAGGGCUUGUCGCUAUAGCAACUUCCGGCCACGAGACCGGUCACUCGUACUCACUCGUAUUCGUUAUUCGAGUCUAAAUCGUCACGGCAAUUGUCCCAAAAAUAAAAAUAAGGAAACGGUGUCUCUCGAAUAUUUCAAGAGAAGAAGAAGCGGGUAACGUUCUAGAAUACGACUACGAAUACGUGCCUAGAAUACGAUUGCGAAGCGAUCAAAGAAACCCUUAUUGGUAUUCAUACCAUUGUAAACACCUGUUACUGUAACGCAGUCCUCUUACAACUUGGAACGUGACUUGUAGAACCACUAGUCUACAUUUAGCAGAAGGGACUCAAACAAGAGCGGCAAACCUUUUAAUUUCAUACAGUAACUUAAGGAAAUCAUUAUUUAGCGGUGAAGUUUUUAACUCGGAAAACUGCUUUUCCUUUUUAAUACUUUUUUUUUUUCGUUAUCGUACAAAUCAUUUCGUGACCUAGCGGCGAAAGUGUACAUUAUAAUUUAUUACAACAAAAUGUAAAUUUCAGCAGUCAGGCCAAGGUUUCACUUAAACUCAAGAUUUUUUGACAACAAAAAAUUUUAAAUUUCAGGUGGUACAGCACCAGGCUCGGGGAAAAUAUUUUCUGCAGCUUAAAUAUAAACCUAAUUUAAUAUGGUGGCUUAAAAUAAGUCAUCCGAUUCGUAAUUCAUCAAAAUUAAACCAUGUUUAGUGUUGCGUGCAAAAAUAUAGUUUUGAGCUUUUUAUUAGUGGACUUCUUAUUUCCCGAAUCACGCACCGAAUAUCACGCGGAAAAAAUAGGAAAACGAAACGUACGAAGAACUACUGAAAAAGAAAUUAAAGUGAAAUUAAUAUUUCAGUAGUUUUUUUGGUCAACUGCGUAUGAGUUUUUAAAGAGGUAAGUGGUAAAAUUUGGCUUUUUUGUAAACGGCCAAUUUUUAUGCUUGCGUGCUCGAGAACGGCAUGCCGGUCUCGUGAAAUUUAAGUGACAUAUUUAACCUGUGCUAAAAAUUGUCUUUUUAAUGUAAAUUGUCGGUUGACAUUUCAUAUACGAUUAAGAUAUUAACAAAAGAAACACGAGCGUGUCGACCAGUUUGGAUUUUCGUGGAUAGCAGCAACUUUGAAUCUAUAAGAAAUGGCUCAAAAAGUAAGUAUUUAUAAACCUUAAGAUCACUGCUAAAAUGACUGAAUUUGUCUGUGUAGACGGCGAAAAAUUGCUGUGGUGUAAUUUUAUUUUCAAACAAAAUCCUACCAGGAGUGUUCCACUGGUAGCAACAAUAACAUUGCCUAACCUGCGAUCAGGCGCUCCUUCUUCCCUUUCCCCUAAAAACAGAAACCCCUCCUCGCAGGUUAUAACAUUGCCUAGCCUUAAAACCAAGUUUGUUUUCCCUUGAAGUUUAUUGUAAGAAAAAAGUUCUUUGGCUUCGUGAAUUCUGAAAGGGAACUGAUAUGAAUUAUACUUAACUAUCUUGAGUCCGAAAUUUGUUUGGAAAUUUUAACAAACCGUUGUUUUUGUUGAUAACUCAAAAUACAACUGAAACGCAUUACGUUCGAUUACUGUAAACUUGUUUGUGAAGUUAACGAUUCUUGGAGGUUUUGCACUAUAGUGCGGCAAAGCGUUGCCGCUGUAGAUCAUUCUUUUCAAGCCAUUGUGCAGUCGUUUUUCUGAAUAACCGUUGUACAUUCUGUAAAAGUGGCGGAACAUAUGAUGCUUAGAUUAAGUUUUUGGAGUACAGUUAAACGUGCAUUUAGCGGUCACCCUGUGGUUUUCCCAAUUUUCGCGAUUUUAGGCACAUUUACAAUCUUGGACAAAAUGGAUGGAAAAUUAACACCAUCCUCUCUACCCGCGUCUUCGAAAUCAAGCUGGGAAAAUGGCAUAUUUUAGUCUUCGCUCCGCUUCAUCCUCGAUUUCGAGAGAAAUUAUUCUGUCCAAGAUUAUAGGGCCAUCUGGCUUUUAAGAAAAUUAUACCCAGGUUGUAAUUCCUCUUUCCUCUUCAAUAAGCCUCUCCGGGUGUAAACUUUCUCUAUUUUUCCUUUAGUUUAAGAUCCACGAUUAUAUGACUACUUAGUUUUUGGGAAAAUUAUACCCGGGUUGUAAUUACUGCCUCCCUUUAAUAAGCCUCUCCGGGUGUAAACUCCCUCUAUUUUUCCUUUUGUUUAAGGUCCAAGAUUGCAUUACUACUGAGCUUUAAAGAAAUUUAUACCCUGGUUGUAAUUCCCCCUCCUCUUUAAUAAGCCUCUCCGGGUGUAAACUCCCUCUAUUUGUCCUUUUGUUUAGGAUCCAAAAUUAUAUGACUACUUGGCUUUUAAGAAAAUUAUACCCGGGUUGUAAUUACCCCCUCCCUUUAAUAAGCGUCUCUGGGUGUAAACUCCCUCUAUUUUCCCUUUUGUUUAAGAUCCAAGAUUAUAUGACUACAGAUGUACUUAGCUUUUAAAAAAAUUAUACCCGGGUUGUAAUUAGCCCCUCCUCUUUACUAAGCCUCUCCGGGUGUUAACUCCCUCUAUUUUCCCUCUGACUUAAUAAUCUUAAUUAACACUACCAAAGUAAAACUUUAAACGCGAAUACUUAGAAAAGUAAAGGCUGAUAGCCUUGCCGGUCUCACCCAAGUUGUUUUCGUUUUUAAUAAAUCUUGACGAUGCCAAAUUCGUAAUGCCUAGUUGUCUUGCUGUUAUAGAGACGACUUUGCCAAAAGUGUAGGCGACCCUUUGAGGAAUAUUGCGAAAUGUGUACUUCAGGUUGACGUACGGCGCUCAAAAGCGUCCUUGCUUAAACUCUCUAUUGUAUGUGAGAAUUCCCUUUAGUAGAAUUCAGUACUUAAGUGCAAAUAAUUGGGAUGGCUGCUUAAUUUUGUUGUACCUGUAUUGUAGUGCUUAAAGGAAGCAGGUUGGGUCUUUUUAAUGCAAAUGAUCACCUUUUUUCCAACUAUUGUAGCCUUUUGGAGGGAUUCAGAUUUCAAUUACAGGUUACCUCCCAUAUACCAGAUACCUGUACCAAGUUCUAAUGAACAGUUUACUGGUAACCAUGAGUGAAACAUCGAACUGAGAAACUUUGGUUUUGUGUUUCUAUGGAUCUUGAAGGAGGCAACAUUCUCUUUGCGCAAUCGCUUAGUCUCCUUCAUUCCAAGAAGUAAGGGUCGCCUUAUUUAAGCCCACCUGAAAGGGCUCCUGGGACGAUUUUCGCCGCUAUUUGGAAAGGCCCCAAUAAAUGAAUACUAAGGAGCAAAAACCGUUUUUAAAUUUGCUUUGAAGAUUAGCCCUGUUUAAAAGGGCGUAAACUUUGCAAGUGUUUAUAUCUUUUUUUUUUUUGUAAAGAGAUGAACGUGUGAGAUUUCUAACACAACGACCUGCUACCUGGACCACGCGUUCUUUUUUUUUUAAUUUGUCGCAGAGGUUUUAAGUAAAGUAAACAUACUGGUAAUUGUUUUGUAGCCAGAUAGUUAUUAGAUGUUUGUUAAUAGCUGAUCGAUUAAGUAAAGUACAUGUUUUCCGUUUCAACCCAGAGACAUCUCUAAGAAGAGCUAAACGUUUAUACUCCGUUCUCUGCUUCUUCGACUUGUUUUGUUGCUGUUGUCAUUAAGAAUCCUGGUUCAGUACGGUCAGAUAUCGAGCACUCUAUUGGGACCAGUUAAAUUAUGGGUGAUGCUGAAUCACAAAGGGCAGAUUUAUUCAAGGAUAAUCCAGUUCUGUAGAAUUAAUUGCCGCUUUAGCACACAUCUUCACUCUUGAAUAUGGUACUCUCCAGAGCAUUAUCCAUCUCUAGGUAUUUUCUCUAUUUGUUUACUGGUCGUAGUUGUCAGAUAAAUUGUGUACUUAUUUGCGGGUACCUGGACCUUUGAAGUUUCUUAUUCGGAGACAUGUGUUUUGCCUAAGGACACAACACUAUCACAAAGGCCAGAAUACUGCGUGUAGGCAGCAUAUAUAUAUAUAAUUAAAAUUUGAAGCAGUCAGUCAGUCCGUAUAUGUUCAUCAGUCUAUCUGCACGAAAACGGAGAGAAACGAGGCAACGAAAAAAGCAUUUGGAAACAUGGCACAGAACAAAACGCUUAAAAUGGUACGGUAUGCACUCUGACUUAAUUGUAUGUUGUUAAGACUUUCAAAUAGUUUGAAAAUGACUCGAUAGGCAAUUGCAGUCUUUUCGGUGUUUUCGGCAAAAAAUUAGAAAGGCAGAAACCCUACAAGUAAACUCAUUCCGAUCGCCAUUUACAGUCCAAACUCAGGAAGUACAAUACUUGAAUAAGCAAAUGGUUAACUGCUCCAAAGAUGUUAACUAAGUACCACAUCGAAGCUUGAGGUUCAUUUUAAUUGUUUCAGUGUAAGAUUUUCAAUGCCACAAAUCUUAAAUGUUGGUUCUACUUAUAUAUAGAUUUGUGACUUAAUUCGCAACCCCUAAGACCGUCUGCGUGGGAGGCUAUUCACAAUCUGGAAUAGUGGAGAGUAGCACGAAAUGUUUCUUCCUCUCACUUUUCUUUGCGCCGUCCCCAUUAUCCUUGAACGCCUUGAACAGUCUUGUGAUAUCCCGGCUUUAUUUGAGGCCGACUUCAUGCGAAAAUUCCGGCCAGGAUGCAAAUAACGCUUAGCGUGUGAACGAGAGCCAGCGUAUGGGUACUAUUGGUCGUUCAGAUCGUGCGAACAAAGCCUCCACAAUACCUUGUGCCCCCAAUUUUCUGCUUUGUUUUGUUUUGUUUUGUUUUGUUUUGGAUGAGAAAAAAGAAGUGAAACCUCUGUGUGGAAUCAAGGUCCCCCUCCGCCAGAGAAAAAAAAUUCGAUCAAGAUUCGACUUUUUACCAAUUCUAAUUGAAUUAGUCAUCCCUUUGUGUUCUUGCGAAAUCGCUUAGUGAGAACGUUAAUUUCCUUUCCUAAAUUACUGAAUGCACUAGGACUUAGAUCUGCUGAGGUACCCUCCUUUGUCGAUGUUUUAAUUAUCUUUAGCAAGAUCCAUUAAGUGUCCGGAUACAAAAAGGUAAUGCGUUAAUUAAAGCCGUGCGUUGUAUUGUUAGUGUACUUACGGUAAAUUAGGGCUUGGUAUAGUACCAAUUUUCAGUGACAAGCAGUAUUUUUAGCUGGGCUUUUCCUUGUCGAAAAGCUAUGAAUAAAUUUUAAAAAUCCUCUGAAAAAUAUCUCUUACGAGAAGAAAAAAAUUGCUAGACUUUGUUUUCUCGGGUCAAGGUUAAAUUUGUUAUUCUUUCUUAAGGCGUCUAUCUUUGAAAUAGAUGGUUUGCAGAGUUUUCACCGGUAAUGGUACUUAAUGAUACCGAGGAAGUAAUUACUUGAUAAAUUGUAUUACUCGGAAGAGUAUUGAUGAAAGAUCAAAUAAGUGUAUAUUAAAAUUUCACUCCUCUAUUUUAUACAAGAUAACACUGAGUGGUAUAGUUGGUUAAAAAUACUGUGUACACUACACUGGGUCGAUUACCUUAAAACGGCGUCAACAAUUAGUUCGUUAUUUCCAAAGCUCUUGAGACUAUGGUAUGUAUAAAAAUCUUAGCUACUUGAAAACGAAUUUUAAGACUGAGUUAUCUCAUUUUUGUCAACCCAAUUCAAAUAGAUUUUUCAUCAAGUUUAUCUGUUUAAUAGUUUUCUUUUUAGUUCAGUUGCAUGGUUGAAAAGAAAACCACAAUAUAUGGGGUUUAUAUGACUGGAAUGUUGAGGCGCGUUUACACUACAGAAAAACUUGUUCGGACCAGCCCAAAACAGUGGUACAGACCGGUAAGUUUUGUAAAGAAAUACUAGAGUUUUCGCAGGGCCAUAGGCGCCUAUAAGGCCCUUUAAAAACUCCAGUUUUUUUUUUUUUCAAACGUAGUAUUGGUGCCGUAUCCCCUUUGGACGGGUCCGGACCAAAUUUUCUUUAGUGCAUGUAAACGCGCCUUUGAAGAUCUCUUUUUUUAUGAAGUUUUAGUCGAAAUCCAAUUCCAAUUUUACAAGAUUUGUGUAUUUUGGUGACAACCGUGUAAAUACUUUAAAGAGGAAAAAAAGGAUGACAAAUAGAAGUCACGCUUGUCCUGUGUUUUAUUGUUUUUUUUUUUUAGUGUUAACCGAAAAAACUUUAUGAAACAAAUUGCUUUUGUAGGAUUUGGUCACACGCUCCUCUCCAUGAAAACAUCUGCUUGUGAAAGAAAGUAAAUGAUUUUUUCUUUGCAUAUUGUAGCUCCCAAAUAUAGUACAUCUAAACGUUGGAGGCCAUUUCUUUACUACUCGACUUUCAACACUACUCAAAGACAAAGAUUCUAUGUUAGCCGCCAUAUUCAGCGGGCGCUUCAAGCUUGAGGUGGAUGACCAAGGUAGAUAUUUCAUCGACCGUGACGGAAAGUAUUUUGGCUAUGUCUUGAAUUAUUUGCGUGACGCGUCACUGCUUCCAGAAGCUUCAGUUGCAUUACAGGUGUAUAGAGAAGCACAGUACUUUCGGGUCGAAGAGCUCAUUCGUCAGCUUGAGCGUUACCCUUGCGUUAUCCCCUAUGUUGUACUUGAGGAACAGAAGAAAAAACUCACCGAAGAAAAGUAUCAACACUGGAAAAGCGUACUUUUAGAAACAACUCAGCGGAAGUAUAGCCAAGUUGUAAAUUCCUCGGUUGGCCAUGACUGCGUGGUGGUAAUGACCAGGUACACAUCAAAGAGUGAUUACGAACUUGGGGACAGCAUCUGCAAAAGCCACACCUCUGCUUGUAAACAUAAAGAGAACUGUAAUGAGCAUCGAUUCUUUAGCGUUGAUGAGAGUGGGGAAGUAGUGCAGCAUUACAUCGGGUCUGAUCUCCCAUUGGUGGAUUUUGUCGUUCCUGAUGAAGAUAUCGCGGAUUGUCGUCUAUUUACGUCACUGGUUGAGAAAGAUCUGCGCGUAGAAGGGUUUUGUGUCAGCGGUAGCUUUUCGCACAGCUGGAGGUGUUUGAAAUGUGACGUCACAGGUUUCCUUCACCAAAUGGCUUUUAGAAUGUAUCUUCCCUCCUUAGCAAAAAUCAUAGAGAAUGACCCUGGAACAAAUUAGUUAUUUGCUUAUUUAAUAUUUAUUAGUUUAUAAAUAAAUUACUACUUAUUUCCAAUAGCUGGCAAAUGAUAACGGACUCAUUGUACCAUGCCAAAACAAAACGUUAAUCAAGUUACUCUUGUAAUUUGUUGAAGCAGUAAUAUACCGAACUUUACGGCAGAAAACCAAGAGAAAGCUAUGCAUGUUGUUGUCAUACAUAAAUUUUAAUGGAACAACAAUUUUUCUCGUUUGCUUUGCUUCGUUUUGCUACUGCGAAUCCCAUAUUCGUAGUUGCUGUAAUCGUUGUCUGUUUGCUCGUAAACUUCCCAGAUAGUAGUAAGUGGAAAUUUCAGGUUUUAUGCUGUAAACAAGUUGCCAAUAAAUUUACCAGCAGGCUCAAGCCUGGUUUCUACUGGCUCUGAUAAUAGAUGAGGGGUACAAGGGUCCCGAGGAAAGCUCCUGUCACCACAGUCCGCCCAGACUCACAACAGCCUACCGGAAGCCAAAGGAUUUGUAUGUUUAUUGUUUCCUGUCCUACAAACGCCAUUUCACCAAAUUUUGAUGUUUUGGUUCAAAACUUGCUGAAAUGGCGUUUAUAAGGCGGGAAAUAGUAAGAAAACAACACAGACACAACACAACUCUUUAUGAGGUAUGUACACUUUAAUGACUGGUUAUGCAUUUUAACCGGAUUCCCAUACAAACAAAUCCGUGAUUCUGGUUGCCCUGUGCGUUGCUCGUGGCACCCGAUGCGAAGUGGCGGGAAAAAAUAAAUAGGUCACGUGGUAUAAGCUGGCAUAAAGCAGUGGGGAUAAACUAGGAAGUUGAAUUUUCUUCAUCGUCUUUGUUAGUUUUGUGUGGGCGUUUUGUUUAUUUUGUAAUCAAUACGACAACGUUUUCGUAUUAAGUAACGUAAAGUGACGGGAGAUGUGCUGGUAGAUGCUUUUACGAGGGGUAAUGUGGAAAAACUAAAAAAAUCAAAACUUCAGAAAGAAGGAGAACAGAGUAAAACAAAGCCCGCGUAAGAAAACUGAAGAGUAGAUUCUGUCUUUACGAAUUUGCCGACGUCUCAACAAGUAAGUAUCUUUACGAUGGUCGCUUUUAGUUGCAGCUGUAUAUUUGAAAUAGUCAAACCUUCCUUGAUGGUGCCUUGAAUUUAACCAAGAUAUGGAGAAACAACGUGAUCGACUUUGCACAAGAUCUUUAAAAACCCGCUUCAAACUAGUCUAUCCAAUUCGCAACAAAAGACCACAAAAACUACAGAACUAGUGUCCAACAUUUUCUGACUAAGUAACGCUUUUCUUUCUUUCUUUUCUUUUUUUUUUUUUUAACUAAAGGCUUCUGAAAGAAAGAAAACGCAGAAUGUUUGCUAAAGCGACAACAUUCUAUUUGUUUUUACCACCGUCAGCGCCCAAGAAACCACGUGACAAACCUUUUCCCAUCACUCUCUACGCGCGCACGAAGCCUUGCCGUUAAAAUUACCCAAAAAGAAGCAUUUCGAGAAUGUUUUUUUACAAAAAUGUUCUUUUUACUCUCAGAAACGCAGCUGGUUGGAUUGUGAAAACCACAUUAAUUAGCAGCAAUAUAAUUGCAUUAAGAAACCUACAGUCCCGUAAUGGGGUGCAAGAUGAGCGAUUCUCCGGAGGCCUCUCACUGGCAUCCUCUUUCUCUGGAAAAGGGGAAGAGCUAAGAGAGAAGCGAAAGGAGGGCUAUUUACCAUUUAUGUGGGAAAACCGGAAAUUCCGGAUGGAAAAUCAAAUAGUACGCCCCAUCCCGUUUGGGAAGCUUCAGAAAAUAUGGGCUGUGAUUUAAGGCUAAGGAAUUUUUCUACUCCUUUUAGUCUGUUUACCUGAUUUGGAUACGUUGUGUAGCGGGUCGUUCUCUCAGCACAUCAAAUGUUAUGGGUGGUUAGUGUAAAUGGUAAGCACCCCCCCCAGGGAAAGAGCGAAGGAACCCUUACCCUUUCCUAUGCAUUCGUCUCCCCUCCCCCCCCCUCCGCCCCCCGUCUUUCACUAGCGCUUGACGGGCAAUUUCCCACGCAGCCAUCACUCACUGAUGAACUUCUCUCAGGGGUCCAACCUUAGCCUGAAAUUCAUCCGAUUGCUUCGAGUCGUUUUCCCCUCUCAACAACUGAGGGAGUAAUAACGACUCGAAGUAAUCGGAUGAAAUUCAGGCUACUUCAACUUGUGCUAUACACUGAGGGCUUUUUAAUCUCCAUACUUCCACUCCGUUACACAUUUGAUAGUACGUAGACUCAUCAAUAUAUUUUUAUGCGACUAUCUUAUGGUAAUUUUUCAACCAACACGGCGGACGUGACGUGAUUCAGGGACCUGCCUCGUUCCUUGGCGUCUCAAGUGUUUGGAACUAAAACGCGACUUCUCACGUCUAGAGGGAAGCUACAUGUAUUUGCAGGUUACUUAUGCUGACAUGUCUUAGCUUGCCCGAACAUGCCCAUGACAAGAUAAGUCACACGCGAAAGACAAAAAUAGAAUGGUUAUGGUGCUGUUAGGGUGGGGUAGGUAGUAGACAAGUUUAGCGCAUCAAUGUUCAAUAUGGGAUGAAGUAAACAGUUAAAAUACCACUUCAAUUAUAAUGCCUUUUAGCAUAUUGUCGCUAAACUAUGGUUAAUUUGAAUGCUACCCCUCAGAAAAUUUUCCUGAUUGAAAUUGAAAAAUAUCUACUUACCUCACCAUGGUGAAGAGUUUUCCCGCGCAACAGUAUAAAUACCGGAAGUAAAAGUAACUUGUUCAUUUCUGCAACGGACAACAAUCGACAACAAAUGGCGACAAGGCCAGCCGCAAACUCGAGUCGAAAAAUUGUGAUUUUUGCGAGUGAAUUAGCCAGUGCGGUUGGACGACAUAGAUAUCAGUCACAAGAAGAGACUUUCCGUAAAGUAUGGCUUCGAUCGCAUCAGCAAUCGUUUUGCUUUGCACAUGCUUUGCAAUUUAAAGAUGAUCUUCGUCAUCUAUUGACACAAAGCGAGGAAUUGAAGACUCAAUUUCCUUCGCUGGAAGGGGCUGAAGGGGAAGUCGAACUUGUCGAUUUCGGUACUAUACUCAGGAAAAUAAUCUGUGAUGUCUCCUUGAGAAAGGUUUACCACCAAAUUCUCUCAUUUCUGAAAGUAAACCUCUUUAAAAGCAGCAAAGAGGAACAAUUAUUGGUCAACGCAAAUGUCGUGGAACAAAUUUCGGAGGAAGUGAAAACACUGUGCAAACAUGAAGAGAAACCGGUGGAAUCCAUCGUGAAAGAGAUCUGUCUUAAGACAGGAGUUGAAAAGAAAGAAGUGGUCGAAGCAAUGGAGUCCAAAAUUACCAAAGAUCGAGGAACGCAACUCGAAAAGAACGCUGUGUUAGAUUUUGGAAAAGAGAAAGGACUUGAAAUUGAACGUCCACCUGUACCUGAGCUGUAUUACAGGGACAUGGAAUAUGAUGGUAUUACUUGGAGUGUAUGCGGUAAAGUUGAUGCAGAGACAGAGGAUACCGUCAUUGAAGUAAAGAACCGCAAGAGUCGUUUCAUGUGUCCUGAGUAUGAUUAUAUUCAGCUUCAGAGCUACUUGUUUAUCUGCAAGAAACCGAAAGGGGUUUUACUUGAGAGGCUGAGAGGGCAAAAUAGAGAAACAUGUUUUGAUUUCGAUGAGGAACUUUGGAAAGAACUUACAAGUGAGCUAGCUGAAUUUGUUGGCGAACUAUCAGAGGCGAUGAAUAUGAGUAAACAGGCUUUGUACGGGUAUUCUUCUCCACGUAAGAGAGAACACGAUAAGAUGUCCCAGAGUGAACCAGUUGGUUGCCAAGCAACAGAAGAGGAGCCAGAGCCAGUGAAGAAGUUAACACUGGAGGAAUCCAAAGACAGUUCAGUAAUUCCUGAGGUGGAAAACAAACAGCAGGCUGGCUCUAAUGAACUUUAA
This is a messenger RNA of Porites lobata, 27258 nucleotides long. The record is from the annotation of a GenBank genome assembly. NCBI's taxonomy places the organism in Eukaryota, Metazoa, Cnidaria, Anthozoa, Scleractinia, Poritidae.